AUGCCCUCGCGCAGUCUCGGCGCCUUCCUCCGACUGCAACGAGCCAUGCACGGGGGCGUCCACCGAGAUGUGCGGAGCAGCCAAUCGCAUGAACAUCAUCCGGGCAAACUGUUCCGGCAACCCGUUCCUACAGGCCAUGCGUGCCUGUCUGCAGCGACGAGGGAGUUGCCGUUCUGCAACACGAGCCUGUCCAUUGGUGCCCGCCUCGACGACCUCAUUGGACGCCUCAGCCUUCAUGAGAAGGCCGGCCUCAUUGGCCCCGAUCCCGUCACCAGUCCAUGCGCCUUCCUUGACAAUGGCGUCAAGAGGCUUGACAUCCCGCCGUAUCUGUAUCUGGUGGAGACGAACACGGCCGUUGCCUCUGCGUGCAUCAUCAGCCAGGACAAGUGUGCCACCACGUUCAUUGGCCCCACAGGUCUUGGCGCAGCCUUCAACCGAGUCAUAUCCACGGAGAUACGCGCCUUCAACAAUCUCAACUGGCACAGGGGCGGCGGCAUCUUGCAAGAUCGGACUCACAGGCCCACCCACUCAUCUUCACUGCACCCCCCCCCCUUCAACCUCUGGGAUGCCUUCUUGAGCCGCGAGUAUGCUGCUGCUUACGUGGCCGGCUGCCAGGACGGCCCAGACAGGAAGUACAAGAAAAUGACAGCAAGUCUCAGGCACGUUGACGCGCACUCGGUCGAGACAAACCGCAUGGCAUUCAACGGGAACAUCUCCACCUUUGACCUCUGGGACACCGAGUACAAGCGCGGGCGCUUGCUGCCAUGUGCUCGUACGCCAGCAUCAACGGCGUGUCCUCGCCGUACGCUGAACGGCAGCGCAGAUAUGGAGCUCGGGGAGACUUACUUCACCACAAACGGCUACUUGGCGCAGGCUGUGAAGCAAACCCGCACGACAAUGGACACGGUGAACAACGCCGUGCGGCGGGUCCUCAAAGAUAGCUUCAUUACGGGCCAAUGGCAUCGACGAGAGCCCAACCUGCCACUGCGUAACGGCCCCUGCAUCAGCGAGUGCCCUGACGGCGACGUGUGCGAGGAGCCCUUCAUCGAGACCAUCCCGCCCACGCUCACCACGGACCGCCUGUGCUCUUGCGACACGCUCACCUGCAACAAGCUCAUCACACAGCUGUUUGAGGAGAUGAUGGACGCCUACGAGGCACGCCGCUGCUGCCCAGGCUGCACAGACACGUGCGAGUGCAGCGCUGGCUUCAUCCUUGUCUACGACGCCGAUCCAGCCGACUGUCGGCCGUGCGACAGCGUGACGGAGUUCUCCACAUCCAUUGGCGGCAGCAAGUGCGAGGCCAUUGAGGAGUGCGAGCGCGGCCAGGAAGAGGUCGCCGCGCCCACCCGCUGUUCCUUGGACCGCGUGUGCCGCGCCUGCCCGGCCGGCACCAUCGACUCGGACAGCGACGGCUCCACGGGUUGCCAGAUGUGCCCCCGGUGGCCACUACACGGAGGCGGGCUCCCACAGCUCCUGCUCCAGCUUCACCUGCCGCGCCGGCACCCACCCACGACCACCACGACAGCGACCCCGCCACCCCGUGCAACGACGUCACAGAGUGCACGCCCGGGUCUGAGGAGGUGCCGGGCAUCACACUCCUCAUCAGUGACCGUGUAUGCGACGAGUGCCCGGAGGGCACGUACAAGGCUGUCUCUGGCCAGCCAGGGCGUGUCCUGUCUCCCCGUCACCACGUGCGCCGCUGGCGAGGAGGAGAUUGCCGAGCCCACCCCGACGAGCGACCACGUGUGCAGCCAGUGCGAGCUUGGCGCCACCUUCAAGCCCGUCGAACGGCCGGGCCGAGUCAUGCCGCCCCGUCACUCAGUGCGUACAUUUCCACGCACGACUGCGAGCAAGUGCGAGUUUGGCACCGUCCAGAGCCAGGUGCCCACGCUCGACUCCAACCGCGAGUGCACGCUGGAGUGCUCCGAGUGCCCCAGCGGCCGCUUCGAGAUUCGCGCCUGCUCCGCGCUUGAGCACAUGCAUGCAACCCGUCGACGGAGUGCGAGCGCACCACCUGUGCCACCUCAUUUCCAAGUGCGACCCUGGCGAGCAGCGCGCAUUCGAGCACCCACCUCAACCUCCGACACCAAGUGCGAGCCGUGCCCCAUCGGCACCACUGACCACGACCGCAACCCGCUCACCGCCUGCCAGCCGUGUUCCUAUGGCCACUAUGUGCCCGCGUGCCCCAUCGGCUCCUGCGAGCAGUUCCUGUGCCAGGCCGGCACCACCAACCUGGACCGCAACGCCAACACACGACGUGUACGCCGUGCCAGGCUGGCGUGGACUUUGCCGCCCUCUCUGGCCCAGCGCGAUUGCACUACUGUGGCGGAGUGCAACCUUGGCUACGAGGAGAUGGUGCGCCCUGCUAUGCGCCCCACCAUCUUCACCGACCGCCAGUGCCGCCGCUGCAUCGAGGGCCUGUUCUACCGCAACAGCAACACGGGCUUCUGCAUGCGCGUGUGUCGCCCUGCGAGCCUGGCUCGCAUCUGCUCGCCGUGGACGCAGUUCCUGUCCAACGAGUACGAGCUCGUUGCGCCGUCGCUGGUCAACGACCGCGAGUGCCAGCGCGUGCGCACUCGUGCCAGCACACAGAGGGUCCAUCAUCGCCACCGUCGCCUCCCUCAACGAGGAGUUUACGCGCUCCUCUUCAGCCGAUCCGUCUCUGGCGACGUCACCGUCAUGGGCUCCACCGCAUCGCCGUGCGAGGCCGACGUGUCCUGGACGACUCGUCCCUUUGGCAGCAGCAAUAAUGGCCGUGGUGGUGGUGCACGCCAUGGCAACAGCAGCGACAGCUGA
Molecule: messenger RNA, 2796 nt
Organism: Salpingoeca rosetta
Lineage: Eukaryota; Choanoflagellata; Craspedida; Salpingoecidae
Exons: 17
Coding region: 1-2796 (931 amino acids)
Biological process (GO): carbohydrate metabolic process
Molecular function (GO): hydrolase activity, hydrolyzing O-glycosyl compounds
Source: RefSeq, a predicted model, not a curated record